AGUACGACAGACGUUCAGCCGGUCUGCUGUCCAGUCUGUUUAACAUUUGGUUAAAAUGUUGACCUUUUGUACAGAAUCUAUACAUGCUGUGUUUGAUGCACUCAUGUAAGGUGGGACGUGGCUCCUCCCCCUCCUUUUCUCCCUCCCUCCCUCUGUCUCUCCCCCUCUGGCAGCCAGCGGUGCGGUGUCCCUGAACUCACUGCUCCUCACCUCUCUGUCAGUGUCACAGCUCAUUUGAGCACUUUUUGGGUGUAAACACUGACAGUUUUAGUCAACUAGUUAGUUAGUUAACUAGUUAGCAGCAGUGAUCCGGGUUAGCAUCUCAUCACAGGUGGAGGCAGUGACGUCAACUCCGUCAAAGACUCAGGUAAAGUUUCAAAUUGAACUGUCUAUGUAUUCUCUGAAUAACUUGAUCAUUAUUAUUUUUUGUUAUUUUUUUGGUCACUAAUUCUGACAGACGUGAAAAUAGAAAAUGCUGCUGAAGAGAGAAACUCACCGAGUCCUUGUCCUGUGGAUGGACUAAAACAAACACAGUGACAGUUUUCAUUUCAAAAGGAUGAGGACGAGUGUCCUCAAUGAUGAUUAUUCUUAUUCAUCUGCCUCCUCUUAACACCCCCCCAUCCUCCCCCCCACAGAGGAGAGACACUUGUCCUCUGUUGUAGUUAAAGCAGCAACAACCUGUGGAUUCACACAGCGACUUUACUUCUGUGACUUUAAAAGAUUUUAAAUGAUAUUAAAUGACAUCAGUUUGAAGUGUUGUGGUUUAACACCAAGACUUGUUUCCAGUUGCAACAGGCACUCACAUGACCGGUAGCGAUUUAGCAAUAGCAUUUUAGCAUUAGCAUUUACUAUCACAGAAGGUAAAGUUCGGGAAAUUUAGAAAAAAGCUCCAUUAUUCCCUGUAGACUUAACUGAGAUUUUUUUUUUAAAAAAAAGAUAAAAUAUUAUUAGUUUAUCUUUCACAGGAUUGAUCUGAGCUUCUCUGAGGUUUUCAGGAUCCUUCGUCUCCGUCCCUGCACCAUGGGAUAGUCUGGAAACACUAUUAAAAAAACCUCCGUGGGAGUCAUGGAGGAAAACAGUUCAGUACCGAUCCCUGACAACUCCACUGCGGUACCGAUGCCCUCGGCGGACAACACAUACUUUGGUGUCAUUUUAAACUCCCAGCUCCACCUAAAGGACCUGACGGGGAUAUUUCUAAUGGUGACCGUGAAUGUUGUGGCUCUUGUGGCCAACACUGCCGUUCUGGUGGUGGUCAUCAAAGCCCCCCAUCUUAGGAGGUUAAUCUUCGUCUGUCAUCUGUGUGCAGUGGACCUGCUGUGUGCCGUCCUGCUGCUGCCUCUAGGGAUCGUUUCCAGUUCACCUCUUCUCGUGGGUGUGGAGUUGACUUUGCUGGAGUGUCAGAUCUACGUUUUCUUUAACGUCGUUCUCACAGCGGCCUCCAUCUUCACCAUCACCGCCAUCAGUGUGGAGCGUUACUACUACAUCGUUCACCCGAUGCACUACGAGGUGAAGAUGACUCUGAAGUUGACCGCGGUCGUCAUGGCGUCGGUGUGGUUGGUCUCUCUAGCGCUGGGCCUGUCCUCUUUGUUCGGGUGGCCGGCCCUCGGCGGCCUGAGCGCCGCCUGUGCCGCCCACGGUCUGUGGCACCGGGGCCACAGUGACCACAGGAGAAUCUUCUCUCUGCUCUUCAGCAUCGUCUGCUUCUUCCUGCCCGCGGUGGUGAUUUUUGCCGUGUACUGUAGCGUGUACCGGGUAGCCAGAGUGGCAGCUCGCCAGCACGGACCUGUUCCUUCGUGGACUAACAACCAACUGAAACAGCGCUCUGACUCCAUCAACAGCCAGAUCACCAUUAUCACAACCUCCAACGCCCCCCGCAGGACCUUGCGUGACCGGCCUUUCGGGGGUAAAAAAGCUGCUCUGACGCUGGUGGUCAUCGUCGGUCAGUUUUUGAUCUGCUGGUUGCCGUACUUUGUCUUUCAUUUACACCUGACUCUUCAGGCUCAGACCAGCGUCCGCCGGGACCUGGAGCAGGCAGUCACCUGGUUGGCCUACUCCUCCUUCGCGGUCAACCCGUUCCUCUAUGGACUUCUGAACCGACAGAUCAGAGAGGAGCUGUGUAAGAUCGUACGCUGCUGUUACUCCACCCGGCCAGUAGAGGUGGUCAUCUGCAGUCCUGGGGUCUCAGGCCACGAGAACUUCCUGCAGUUCCUUCACAGGACCAGCAGCACGUUAGAGACUCAGACAAGUUUUGUAACUUCUAGUCCCAGAAGCACUCUGGACCAGACGGGCUUCAGGAUACCAGGGCAGAUCCCAGAGGAAUACGGAUAAAUAUUCCUGUCUCCUCUACAGAGAAAAUCAGACGUCAAAUCAGCUGAAAAAAAACCCCCGCAGUCUUAAUGCAGUCUGAUCUACUCGUUGUAUUUCUGUACGUGAAGUGGUAUUUUGUCUAGAUUAGAGAGUAGACCAAACUUAGAUGAACCUUUAUUGAUCCCACACUGGGAAAAUUGUUGUUGAAAAAUCCUAAUCAGUUUUAUGAUAUGCACCGUCAUCGACUACGUGAUUAUUUGAUUGACAGUUUACCUCAAACAUUUAUUUUUAUUUAAUGAAGAUUUCUGUGUGGAAAAAUUAUUGGAUUUUUGUAUUAAAAUAUGUAUUAGCCUAGAAUUGUUGUAAUAAAUUAAAGGAAACUGCCUUUAUAUGUUUAUAUAAAUGUGUCAAAAAUGUAUUUGCUAUAUAAAAAAAAGGAAAUACUUUUUUAGUAUUUUUAAUAUUUAAAAAUGAAGUCCUUAAUCCUUAAUUAAGAUUUCCUCCUCGGCGGUCUUUGAAAGAUGCUAAUUAAGAUGAAAGACAUCCUCCUUCACUGACUGUUCUCAUUAAAUGACCACAAUAACGGCAGCCACUGUCCGUGUCAACGACACAGGAAGCUCAUUGUAGAUCAAACGCAGACACACUCACUAUAGAACAUUAAAAAUUCAUGCCUGACGCUGAGUCAAACGUGGUCUGUUAUCACACUCUUCAGACACGGAGCUCCACUGCUGCUGCUUUUCUGACACGUUGCUGCAGCUCAGCAUCAACAACUGCAAUAAAGCAGUUUCACCAAAGUGCCAUCAGGCUGGACAUGUUUGUUUAUUUAUGUCCUUCUGGUCACUUCCAUACUGUACUCCACCUCUGUACUGACCUCACCUGUGCAGCCAGGAACACAAACAAACCCAUCUGCCAAGGUGUGUGGUCCAUUAACAUACCCUGGUCUCCUGCGCCGACACAGGAAACUCUGUGUAAUCAUUACAUCAUGUUCUUGUCCUCCCUGUCUGACCUCCAUCCAGCACCAGCACCAGCCACCAUUACUAUAGAGACGGGGGCUGCAGUAACAGUACAGUGCACCCCCGAGAUAUACCCGAGUCUAAUCCGUUCCACAACAACACUCAGGUCUCAGAUUUUCUUGUAUCUCCAUUGCAUUUUCUCCAUUAAAAAUAACUAAAAUUAAAACAGAAAUAUACCAUCAAUUAAUUAAAUUAAAAUCACCCCAU
Molecule: messenger RNA, 3527 nt
Organism: Cynoglossus semilaevis (tongue sole)
Lineage: Eukaryota; Metazoa; Chordata; Actinopteri; Pleuronectiformes; Cynoglossidae
Product: probable G-protein coupled receptor
Exons: 1
Coding region: 1066-2328 (420 amino acids)
Biological process (GO): G protein-coupled receptor signaling pathway
Cellular component (GO): plasma membrane; signaling receptor complex; endosome
Molecular function (GO): G protein-coupled receptor activity
Source: RefSeq, a predicted model, not a curated record